GCAUGUGCAGUGAGUCGCUUGCGUGUGUGGAUGAUUCGGCCUGAAGCAGCCAUGGCUCGGCUCCGUGUCCUCAUCCUGUUACCGCUUAUUGUUCAGUCCGUGGCUUCGAUUUCGUUCUUUCUGCCGAUCAGAACACGGAAAUGUCUGAAGGAGGAGAUCCAUAAAGACGUCCUGGUGACCGGGGAGUAUGAGAUCAGCGAGCAGGCGAACAGUAAAGUGAACCUGAAGAUCACAGACUCUUCGGGUCACAUCUUGUACUCCAAAGAGGAUGCAACAAAGGGCAAGUUCGCCUUCACCACCGAGGACUACGACAUGUUCGAGGUUUGCUUCGAGAGCAAGUCACAGAUGGCUAUAGGGCGAGUACCUGAUCAGCUGAUUAAUCUGAACAUGAAACAUGGAGUGGAGGCUAAAAACUACGAGGAGAUUGCGAAGGUGGAGAAGUUGAAGCCCCUGGAGGUGGAGCUGAGGCGUCUAGAGGAUCUCUCUGAGUCGAUUGUUAAUGACUUUGCCUACAUGAAGAAGAGAGAGGAGGAGAUGAGGGACACCAACGAGUCGACGAACACGCGUGUGCUGUACUUCAGCGUGUUCUCCAUGUGUUGUCUGAUUGGUCUGGCCACGUGGCAGGUCUUCUACCUGCGUCGGUUCUUCAAAGCAAAGAAGCUCAUCGAGUAAACAUCAACAGCAACAACCACAGCUGCCAAUCACACACCAGGACCCGCCCACAACUUCCUUUGACAUUAUUACACAAACUUUUAGUUUCCCGUUUCACAAAGCUAGUGCUGUGUGUGUGUGUGUGUGUGUGUGUGUGUGCGCGCUCAGUAGCUGACUGUGGGGAAGAGCGCUAGCACGUCACCAUGCUAAUGUUUCAGUGUCGUUUUUGAUAAAAACUACAUUUAUAAUAAAAUCACGUUUAUUCUUUAUAGUUUAUUACUUUGUUAGAGUGAUAAAUGUUUGUACAUCUGCAGCUGUUGUUCCUCCAUAAUUCAUUUGUUUCUCAAACACACACACACACACACACACACAAAUUUCCACUUAAGCUCCGCCCCCUGCUGCAGUAUUUCCCUGUAGAAGACUGGUAUCAGUUACCGGUGAGCCGGGCUGAUCCCAUGCUGAUAUCAUGAUGAAUAAUUGUACGUCAUGACUGAUUUGAUGAGGUCCAUAUUAGCCCAGUUAUUUUCCUCUCUCUCUCUCUCUCUCUCUCUCUCUCUUAUUGUUGUUGUAACCACUCUUCAGUAGUGAAUACGGAUAAAUCUGGAAUGUUGGAGAAUCUCCACCCAAAAACAGAACUGUAAUGAAGUUUGUGUUUAGUAUCAUGAGAAGAGUCUGAUCUCUUGUGAGUUUUUGUCAGUCAGGGCGGCUGUUUUCUCUCCAUCCUCCUCUCCUCCUCUUUAACUUUGUGCUUUGUGUUGGAUUUCAUGUUUCUGGUGGAGCUCAUUAGAGGGUGACGGAUUAUUUGAUUUUAAUGUUAUCAUUUUGCAGUCAGUAACUGAUUGUUCACUGGUUUAUUGAUUAAAUCCUGAGAGUCAUUCAAUAAACUUUGUUACUUAAAACA
Messenger RNA from Tachysurus fulvidraco (yellow catfish), 1552 nucleotides. RefSeq names its product transmembrane p24 trafficking protein 10 (gene tmed10). Gene Ontology annotation, biological process: intracellular protein transport; Golgi organization; endoplasmic reticulum to Golgi vesicle-mediated transport. The record is from RefSeq and is a predicted model, not a curated record. Gene Ontology annotation, cellular component: COPII-coated ER to Golgi transport vesicle; endoplasmic reticulum; endoplasmic reticulum-Golgi intermediate compartment. The coding region runs from base 31 to 672 and encodes 213 amino acids. NCBI's taxonomy places the organism in Eukaryota, Metazoa, Chordata, Actinopteri, Siluriformes, Bagridae. The transcript has 5 exons.